GUGCCCACCAGGAUGUUCGACAACAUGUCCACCAUGGUGCACAUCAAGGAGGAGAAGUUGGAGAAGCUGACACAGGAUGAGAUCAUGUCCAAGACCAAGCAGGUGAUCCAAGGGCUGGAAGCGCUGAAGAAUGAGCACAACUCCAUCUUGCAGAGCCUCCUGCAGACUCUCAAAUGCCUGCACAAGGAGGAUGAGAGCAACCUGGUGGAGGAGAAGUCCAGCAUGAUCCGCAAGUCGCUGGACAUGCUGGAGCUGGGCCUGAGCGAGGCACAGGUCAUGAUGGCCCUGUCCAACCACCUCAAUGCUGUGGAGUCGGAGAAGCAGAAGCUGCGCGCACAGGUGCGACGCCUGUGCCAGGAGAACCAGUGGCUGCGUGAUGAGCUGGCAGGGACACAGCAGAAGCUGCAGAGGAGCGAGCAGGCCGUGGCACAGCUGGAGGAGGAGAAGAAGCACCUGGAGUUUAUGAACCAGCUCAAGAAAUACGACGACGACAUCUCGCCCUCUGAUGACAAAGACUCUGACUCCAGCAAAGAGACUCUGGAUGACCUUUUCCCCAACGAUGAUGACGACCCCGGGCAGGGAAUCCAGCAGCAGCACAGCAGCGCAGCGGCCGCUGCUCAGCAGGGUGGCUACGAGAUCCCUGCACGCCUGCGCACGCUGCACAACCUGGUGAUCCAGUACGCGUCGCAGGGCCGCUACGAGGUGGCCGUGCCGCUGUGCAAGCAGGCGCUGGAGGACCUGGAGAAGACAUCGGGCCAUGACCACCCCGAUGUGGCCACCAUGCUCAACAUCCUGGCGCUGGUGUACAGGGACCAGAACAAGUACAAAGACGCGGCCAACCUCCUCAACGAUGCCUUGGCCAUCCGAGAGAAGACGCUGGGCAGAGACCACCCUGCGGUGGCAGCGACACUCAACAACCUGGCAGUGCUUUACGGCAAGAGAGGGAAGUACAAGGAGGCUGAGCCGCUGUGCAAGCGGGCGUUGGAGAUCCGGGAGAAGGUCCUAGGGAAGGAUCACCCCGAUGUGGCCAAGCAGCUCAACAACUUGGCGCUGCUGUGUCAGAACCAGGGCAAGUAUGAGGAGGUGGAAUACUACUACCAGCGGGCGCUCGACAUCUACCAGGCCCGCCUGGGCCCUGACGACCCCAAUGUGGCCAAGACCAAGAACAACCUGGCAUCCUGCUACCUGAAGCAGGGGAAGUUCAAGCAGGCGGAGACACUCUACAAGGAGAUCCUGACGCGUGCGCACGAGCGUGAGUUUGGAUCCGUGGACGAUGAGAACAAGCCCAUCUGGAUGCAUGCUGAAGAGAGGGAAGAGAGCAAGGGAAAGCAGAAGGACGGGGCGUCAUUUGGAGAGUAUGGUGGCUGGUACAAAGCAUGCAAAGUGGACAGCCCAACUGUUACUACGACUUUAAAAAACCUAGGGGCUCUCUACAGACGUCAAGGCAAGUUUGAAGCUGCUGAGACCCUGGAGGAAGCAGCCAUGAGAUCAAGGAAACAGGUUUGUCAGGGCCUCGACACAGCCCACAAGCAGAAGGUGGCCGAGGUGCUGAAUGACGCGGAGCCCGAGGAGAAGGGGCGUGGCCGCGAGAGCGUGGACGUGGUCAAGUACGAGAGUGGCCCUGACGGAGGCGAGGAAGUGAGUAUGAGCGUAGAGUGGAACGGGGAUGGCUCUGGAUCUUUAAGGCGCAGUGGUUCCUUUAGCAAACUCCGCGCCUCCAUUAGACGCAGCAGCGAGAAGCUGGUUAGGAAGCUGAAGGGAGGAGGUGCCCGGGACAGUGACCCCAAGAACCCUGGCAUGAAGCGUGCCAGGUCCCUGAAUGUCCUUAACAUGGCCGGCCAGGCAGCUGGAGACCUCCCAAAAGUAAGGAGCCGCCCUGUCUCCCCGCUGCCUUGCCCAGCACCCCCUGCCCUGCCUGCGCCCGUGUCUGUAUUGCUCACCCGCGAGUGCCUGUUGGGCCUCCUUCCCCGCAAGCCUCUGUUCAGUCCUGCCUGGCUUCACUCACCCGCUGUCACUGUCGCAGGCCCCAAGCACCAUGCGGUUCAGGCCUCAUUGGUUCCACACCCACACAGCAGGCCUGGCCACUGGCCUUUAGACGUUACAUUGGUGUCUGGUGUUUGGUGCAACUCUUGGGGUGUGUCGGACCCUUCCUAGACCUGGCCCCCCAGGUAUCUCGGGGCUUCUGGAAACGAGGAGAAUCUGCAUGUGAAAAAUGUCCAGCUUGUGCCGUGUUGGCCCCAUGGACACUUGGGAGUGUGUGGCUGGUGGUGGGCGCCUGCUUUCCCGCUGCGUGACACUGGGCAUGGUGUGCUUCCCCCGUCGUUGGUGGGCGCCGGGUGGAGUCCCAGGCUGCUGGCUAUAACCUCCCAUCUGUUUUCUCAUGCAGGACCGAGGCCCUGGUCUUGCAGACUUACGAGCUCUGAGCGCCAGCCACACCGACCUGGCCCACUGCGGCCAGAGCUAGUGGGGCCCGGGAAGGAAGGCGGGCGGGGGCCCCUGCCCUGCCGGUCUCUCUCGUCAGGAGAGCCUGGCUGCAGCCCUCUCUGGCAGGGCUGUGUCCUGCCCACCUUUGACCACUUCCCUACCCAGACCCUUGGUUGGAGGCACGUCCCACUGUGGGGAGCCUGUCUCGAAAUGCAGUCCAGGCCCUUCACUCCACUCCUAUCUGUUCCAACCCUGUGCCCCAUCCUCCAGCUCUGGGGCAGGCAUAAUGUCACCAACGCUCAAGCCCUGGAAUCCGAGGCAGGGCUGACUUCCCAGAGGGUAUGAGGGGGGGACUCUUGGGGAGCCUCACCAAGGCUGGCUGACUGUGGGUGGUGGCCCUGGUGUUUGUGUGAGUCCCAGGCGUCCUCUCUUGGCUUUUGAGGUUCGGGUCACCAGGGCAGGCCUCACUUGAAGUAUGGCUCCCACAGCAUCUCCACUAGUACUGGGUUCUCCAUCCCUCCUGAGGGUGUUUCCUCACCCACUGUGGGCCUCUAGUUCCUUAUUCCUCGUCACUGUUUCUUGGGGGACCCGAAACUCAGGGGUCCAUGACUAAGACACAUCAGUGCUGGUCACCUUUUGGAGAGGUUCUGGGAACCCAGAACAGGCUGCAGGCACUGGGGAGGGCAAGGGCUGCAUUGUUGUCUGGGCAUGGGCCAGGCACAUGGUUUCUUCUGGGUUCCUAACAAUGCCAAGCAUGGGGGUUGGGUGUGAGGGACAGUGAAGUGUAUGUAUAUAUGUAUAUGGGUUAAAGGGGCCGAGGGACAGUGGAUAGUGUGUGUGGCUGAGGGGACAGCAGCUCAGGCCAGUGCUGGGGUCCAGCCAAUGCUAUUCAGGGCCUCCCUCGCUGGCCCGGGAAGCCACGACCCCAUUUUCCAUUGGAGCAGGGAGUUUGCUCAGGGCUGUGGCUUCACUGGGUGCUGUGGAAUGUUUUGGAAGGUGCAUAUGUGAGGCUGAGCAAGUCUGCCUGACUCUUGACCCUGAGGCACCUGGUCAGAGCGUGGCCAGUCCCCGGGCAUGGGCUUCGCUUUCUUCUGUGGAUGCAGUAGGAAUAUGGGUCCGAGGCUAUAGCAUCUCCUUGCACCUGAGACCUCAGUGACCACGGGGAGCACCUUGGCGCCGAGUCCUCAUACUGUAACGCCGAAAUAAAGCCUUUAUUGCGUGGUCA
This is a messenger RNA of Suncus etruscus (white-toothed pygmy shrew), 3649 nucleotides long. RefSeq names its product kinesin light chain 1 (gene KLC1). Gene Ontology annotation, cellular component: cytoplasm; membrane-bounded organelle; kinesin complex. Gene Ontology annotation, molecular function: kinesin binding. The coding region runs from base 13 to 2154 and encodes 713 amino acids. The record is from RefSeq and is a predicted model, not a curated record. Lineage: Eukaryota; Metazoa; Chordata; Mammalia; Eulipotyphla; Soricidae. Gene Ontology annotation, biological process: axo-dendritic transport. The transcript is spliced from 14 exons.